Messenger RNA from Paramecium octaurelia, 675 nucleotides. NCBI's taxonomy places the organism in Eukaryota, Ciliophora, Oligohymenophorea, Peniculida, Parameciidae. The record is from the annotation of a GenBank genome assembly.
AUGUAUAAUAAUUUACCCAAAAGGAACACUUAGGAAAUAUAAGGGUAAUAAUUAUUGUUCAUUUUUAAGAAGAAAGGUCCUCUCAAUUAAUUAUGAGCUUUCAGGAAGUUACAAUGCUCCAAAUAUUAGAUAAUAUUGGCAAUAAUAUAAUGUAACGCUUGUAUCUAUUUCUUUAUAUUAGAACAAUAAUUUUGAGAUAAUAAGCAUGGUUGUUUCAGGAAAUUGCCACCUACACAAUAUUAAGAAAGCAACGAAUUGAAAUGUGAUAAAUUAAAAUUUAAUGUCCCAAUUUGUUUUCGAAAGAAUUUCUAAAAUUAAAAGAAAUUAUGAAAAGGAAAAAGUAAAAAUCUGGCUUUCAAAUAAUUAGAGUUGGUUACGUUAGUGAGGAUGACUAUAGAAGCCAAUAAUGCUGCAGCUUUUGGUUAAUUGAAAACAUUCAACAUAAAAAUCCAGAAUUUUUCCUGCUUAGCUUCAAUUAUCUUCUGGCGUUCGACUACUAUUCUAAAAUAAUAAGAAUGUCAUCCAAUAGAUGAAUCUUUACUAAACUUCUAAUAAAAAGGGAACUAAUUAAGGGCUUCCAGAUUGAUGGCAUCACAUAAUUGCUUUCUAUAAUUGACAAUUCUCUACCAAUUACAUGAUACUCAAGAACAGCAUGGAACAAGAUAUAGAAAUUGA